Molecule: messenger RNA, 1113 nt
Organism: Aureobasidium uvarum
Lineage: Eukaryota; Fungi; Ascomycota; Dothideomycetes; Dothideales; Saccotheciaceae
Source: the annotation of a GenBank genome assembly
AUGUGGACUUUUCUUCUCACUACCGGGCUUGCUUUCUUCCAGAUUGCCAACGCCUGUGAAUCGUACGGCAUCGACUUCAAAAACAAUCGAAACUAUUUCAUAGACAUCAAUUCAAACGAAUCAUUCACCGCCGUAUCAGAGUUCUAUGGCUGUUCGGAACCUGCCCGCGCCAUCUUGUACACUCCCAGUAACCAUUCAAUCUUCUGCUCGGAUGUUGCAACGACACCAGACUACACCGAUGCCACCACUACUUGCCCAAUCUUGAAGAACCAGAUGUAUUCUGGUGACUGGACUCUGGUACUUCUGGAUAACAAUGGGAAUGGUAGCAGUUUCAACGCCCAACGUAAAUUGCACCUCAGCGUUGGCGAGCAAUCCACCUCGGUCGUCAUCCCUACCAUAACUCUGAUUGUUACGCAAACCCCUACAUCUAUUGUGAAUGCUACAAUCACGGACGUUGAUUCAACAACUCUCCAGCCAGUUUCGGUCACCAGUCUUGCUAGCAAUGCAAAGACACAGACAGUGACCUACUACCCGCCCCGAGAGACCAUCACCAAAUCGUCGACGGCAACGGUCAAGCACACCUCCACACGCUUUACCUACACCAUCAAGACCUAUACUGAGACCAAACUCUGCGCAGUUGCGUUCGCAGCUUUGGCAGCAGAUCCUACAGCUGACCCCAAGCUUCUCUCGAUCGCCCAAGCCGCCAUUGCUUCUGCAACCCCUUCCGCAGCUCCUGCCCGUCGUGCCAGAAUCAGACGCGAUGUCACUCAAGUUGUCCAAGUUGCCAAACGCAAUGUAGUCAACCUCGCCAAGCGCGCCCCUGAUAGCGCCACUGUGACUUCAACAGAUACCAACACUGCCCACUGGAUCUCGGUGACGUCCAGCUUUACAGCUGCUCCUGUUACUCAAACAUCAUACACUACUGCGGAGAGUACGACAACAAUCACUCCAGCACCCGUUACCAUUGUGGAGAGUCAGACCACGGUCACAAAGACUGCAGCAACAUCUACUCGCACGAUCACCAGACGAACAACGACAACAUCCAAGAUCACGAAAACAGUCACUGCCACUCUCAAGGUUACUACCUACGUGCCUGGCAAAGGCUGUUCCUAG